This is a messenger RNA of Paramecium octaurelia, 1482 nucleotides long. NCBI's taxonomy places the organism in Eukaryota, Ciliophora, Oligohymenophorea, Peniculida, Parameciidae. The record is from the annotation of a GenBank genome assembly.
AUGAAAUUUUUUAAUGACCUCAAAUGGAAGUUUGAGGAAAAAGAUUUGGAAGAGAAAUAUUAGAUAGAUAAAGCAAAAGGAAUAAAGAAGCCUGUCUUUUAAUGUAUACUUUUGCUUUCUUUCUGUUCUAAUGUCACAGUAUUAGCACUACAUUUUUUUGUUUAACCUACAGAAACUUGGUAUAUUAAUGCCAUCCUAACUGGACUGACAAUAAUCUAACUUAUAUUCAUACUCGUACUCAAACAGCUCCAAUAUAUAUAAAUUGGAUUGACUUUCAGCAGUAUUACUAUAGGAAUUUUAUAACUCAAUGUUGACCCUUUAAAUACAACUUCAUCUGAAUAUUAUGUCUAUGGCUGCAUAUUUACAUAAUUUCAGGCAGUUUUAUUUAUGAUCUCUAAUUUAAACCACGCAUUUUUUUAAGUUAUUUGCAGUCUGGCAAUCAGAACUUCAAUUACAACAUUUUAUUCAAAAAGACCAGACUAUCUAUCUAUAAUUGUCGGUAUUUUUGGCUGCUUUUUAAUUGUUAUUACUAUAUUUGUAAAUGAUAAAAACUCUAGAAGAUAUUUUAUUUAAAAUUUGAAAGAAAACAAUCUAAAAAAAUUAGGAAACUUUUUGAUAAACAAACCAUAUCUUAAAAUAUAAUUUAAUGAAGAUCAAUAAAUUUUUUAAUUACUUAGUCAAAGUCGGAUCAACAAGUUUCCAGGAUAUAAUUCAGAGCUAUGUGAUGGUUGUAACUCAAGACAAAUCUUAAGAAAUUACAAAUCAGAUAUAGGAUGGCUAGAGUAGAUUUUAUUAAGUUAGCCCUAAUUGACUAAGUAAGGUUGUACAUUAAUAGUAAAGUGUGAAAAAAUUAGAUUCAUAAUUAAGGUUUGUGUUAUCGACCCUUAAUAACACUAAUAUUUAAUUUUAUUUUAAGAAUAUCUAUAGACAGUUGUAAAGGUCUUGGAAUAGGAGAAAGAACAAAUUAAAUUAAAAGAUUUCUUAAAUUAAAAUUAAAUAUUUUAUCAUCAAAAGGUAUUUAACCUAGGGGCAUUUAGUGUAUUAUUCUUAAAUAAAUAAGUUCUUAAGAAAAUUGAAUUCAAAAAACUUUUAUAAAAAAUAAUAAGAAUUUACUAAAGUAAAUUUUUCCCAAAUAUUCAAAUCGAAAUCUAAGCUAAAGAAGCAUAAAUUUAUAUUUGUUCUUAUUUACAUUAAUUAAGAAUCUUCUUAAUUUAAAUAUUUGAAAUAAUUUCAGAAAUCACUUUAAAGGAUUCAGAAAAAGUAGUUGUUCACAUAAACCAACAUCUCAAUAAUAUUGAGGUGAAGUUAGAGGGAUUAAAUCAAUAGCUUUUUAAAUAAUAAUACAUUUAAAAUUAUUUUAUAAGGAAAAUUUAAAGUUUAUUAUUGGAAAGUAGUUAAUUUAAUGGAAAUGACUCAACUUUUUUACUAAUUAAUUAUCCAUUGGGGACAUUCUAUUAAAAAUUAAGUGAAACUAAUUAUUGA